Messenger RNA from Pochonia chlamydosporia 170, 1551 nucleotides. RefSeq names its product cytochrome P450 52A1. Bases 1 to 1551 code for a protein of 516 amino acids. NCBI's taxonomy places the organism in Eukaryota, Fungi, Ascomycota, Sordariomycetes, Hypocreales, Clavicipitaceae. The record is from RefSeq and is a predicted model, not a curated record. Gene Ontology annotation, molecular function: oxidoreductase activity, acting on paired donors, with incorporation or reduction of molecular oxygen; monooxygenase activity; heme binding. The transcript is spliced from 5 exons.
AUGGUGGAAGAGUGGUCAGAAACGCGGUUCGCGCCCUCAUGGGUUACCGUUGCCGCCUUCGUCGUCUUCGUCGUCUCGCUAGUUUGGAUAAGGCACAGAGUAGCCGACAUUCGAAUUCGCAUUGCCGGUGGUGCAAGAGCGCCAAUUUUGGCAAACAACUUGUUUUCUGCUACCAGGCUGUACAUUGAUAUUGGGAAACACCAGUACAAUAACAAACUCGCACAGUGGUGUAACGAUACCUUGGAUAGAAAGCAAACCAACUGCGCGGAAUUUAGCUUGACUGGAAAGAAAAGAGUCCUCAUUACCCGCGAGCCUGAGCAGAUAAAGGCCAUUUUGGCGACGAAAUUCGCCAACUUCGGACAUGGUCCUCAAUGGCACCGCUUGUGGCGACCUUUCCUCGGUAAUGGCAUUUUUGCGACCGAUGGGGACGAUUGGCAUCGCAGCAGAGGGUUAAUCCGUCCCAUGUUUGUCAAGGACAGACUGCGGAAUCUAGUGAUUUUUGACAAGUGCACAGAUAAUCUCUUGUCGAAGUUGCCUCCUUCUGGAGUGGCAGUUGACAUCAAAGACUUGUUCUACAGGUGGACUCUUGAUACUACUACAGAUUUUCUCUUGGGCGAAAACGUCAACAGCUUGGACAAUCCCAAUAACGAAGUCUCAGAGGCAAUGGCAGUUGCUCAGAGGAUUCAGAUGUACAUUUUUGUUCUCAAUCCCAUUGCGCCUUUGAUCCCGAAAGGAGCUUACUACCGUUCUAUUAGAAGGAUUGAACAAUUUCUCGAGCCUAUUAUCCAGCGUGCCAUUUCAUUACCUCCGCAUGAGCUCGACGAAAUUUCUAAAAUCGACACCCAAUAUACUUUUCUUCACAGCAUCGCCCGGGUAUCCAAAGAACCAAAACUUAUUCGGGACGAAAUCAUGUCCGUUCUCUUGGCUGGACGGGAUACCACCGCGGCCACAUUAUCAUGGGUUAUGUACGAAAUGGCAAAUGUGCCGAGCACCUGGACGAAGCUGCGUGCAGAAGUCCUCAACGAGUUGGGCAACCACGGCAUGCCCACAUACGAAGCACUUAAGAACAUGAAAUACCUCAAAAAUAUCCUCAACGAGGUGCUCAGGCUCCACCCAGCAGUGCCGAUCAACAUGCGUCAAGCUUUGGAGGACACGGUAAUCCCAGGUGCGCCUGGCCAGCCUGACAUUGCCCUCUUAAAGGGCGAUACAGUGACUAUAAACACCAUCGGCAUGCAUGCCCGAAAGGACUUGUACCCUCGGGUCUCCAAAACCUUUGCGGAUCCAGCCAUAUUUAGCCCUGAACGGUGGGAUUACUGGACUCCUACUCCCUGGACUUACACCCCAUUCCACGGCGGGCCUAGGAUAUGUGUUGGUCAGAACUUUGCCUUGACCGAGAUGGCUUUCUGCUUGGUUCGGUUGGCACAAAAAUAUGAGAGAAUGGAGUAUCGAGGGGACUGGCAUGCGCAGAGCUUACGAGCAGACAUCAUCGGGACGCCGGCGCUUGAGGUACCUAUAGCAUUAUACGAGCCACAAGAUUUGAAUGUGCAAUGA